Messenger RNA from Bactrocera oleae (olive fruit fly), 1799 nucleotides. RefSeq names its product odorant receptor 74a. Gene Ontology annotation, cellular component: plasma membrane. Gene Ontology annotation, biological process: sensory perception of smell; detection of chemical stimulus involved in sensory perception of smell. Lineage: Eukaryota; Metazoa; Arthropoda; Insecta; Diptera; Tephritidae. Gene Ontology annotation, molecular function: odorant binding; olfactory receptor activity. The record is from RefSeq and is a predicted model, not a curated record.
AUAUUAUACUUAGCACAUUACGCUCGGGUAUAAAUAUGAUAUUAUCGGUAUUUUUAGUUGACUUUGUUGUUGUAGUUAUUAAGCAAGCUAAGCUGAACUAGUAAAAUUUUGUGUACUGCUAUUUUUUGUAUUUAUCAUUCGUUGGAUUUUCCAAUGUCGUACAACAUAUGCAUACAUACAUUUUUACAUUGACAAUAUUUAGAAACCGAAUCAAAAACCUAAUUAAUAUUUAAAUAGUUAUUAAUGCUAUGAAAUUUUAAUACAACAAAAUAUGAAAAUAAAACAUGAAAAUGCUGAAAUACCAGCAGAGCGAGCAUAUAUAAAUACAACAAUAAUUUGGACGCUGGAUUUAGUAAGUUUAUCUACUUUGCACUCACAUACUCAUACGACUGCCUAAUUAAAAUAUGGAUUACUUUGUGCCUUUGCAGUUCGACAAUCGGCCAAUAAUAUUGCCUAUACAGGUAGCGGGUUACAAAUUCAAUUUCCUUUGGCCACUCAAGGAGGAUGCCAGCAUCUUAAGUCGCCUCGUCAACAACAUAUGCCUCGGUGUGAGCGUGCUCUGCUACAUAGGCACUAUUUUGGGCGAGUUUACCUUCAUAGGCGAGAACAUCGGUGACAUACCAGCCGUGGCUGAGUGCCUGUGCACCUCUUUUAUGGGCGUACAAUAUAUAAUACGAAUAUUUGUGCUGCUCAGUAGACAGCGCGCAUUACGAAAACUACUACGAAAUUUUUAUCGUGACAUUUACUUUACGCACGCUGACGAUGCUGCGCUGUGCAAGGAAAUCAACUCGAUAAUACGAUUUAUGAAUAUAUUUACGCAAUUCUACUAUACGCCCAUGGUGCUGAUACUCGCGCUGUACGUGUACGAUGUGGCGAGCGUGGGUCUGGCGUCACCUGACAAACCAUUUAUCUAUCGCAUGUCAUUUCGUUGGUAUGACGCACAAGUGCCGCUGCAAUUCAUCAUCACCGCCAUCUAUUCGGGUUGGUUGACGAUUUCUUGUGUGACAAUAUGGACCGCUGAGGAUUAUACGCUCUGCUUGGUGCUCUGUCAUGCCAGUUUUCGCUAUAAGAAAUUGCGCUUGGAUUUGCAACAGCUCCUGGAGAUGGCACGUGCUGAUCUGAAGGGCGGCGAGACACCUUGUACGAAUCAAAAUUUGCAUACAGCCUUUCGGCGACGUCUCUGUGAAAUUUUUCGACGGCAGCAACGUUUGAAUGGCUUCGUCGUCGAGGCCAAGGCUCAUUUCACCCACCAAAUAUUCUACAUUAUGUCCUUUGGCGUUUUGCUGUUGUGCGUUGUCUCCUUUCAGUUUCAGAGCGGUCCAAUCACUGUGGCAUCGAGCAAAUAUAUUUCCUGGCUAAUUUCGCAAACUGCGCAAUUUUUGUUAAUUGGCUAUUUCGGUCAAAUGCUGAUGGAUGAGACCACGGAGCUACGAAAUAGCUUCUACUGUUGCCGCUGGGAGGAUUUAUUGGUGCUUGGCGAUCCGCGUAGUAAUAAAUUGUUGUUGGGUGAUGUACAAUUUGCUAUCAUGAAUUCUCAGGAACCUAUCGUUUUCGAUGGCAUGAAAUUUUUUCCACUCACUUACAGUACGGUGAGUGCGGCUCUUCGUUCUGCUGUGUCGUAUUUUAUGUUUCUGAACACUAUGAAUGGAGAGAAUUGAUUUAUAGCAAUAUUUACUAACAUUUGUUGAUUUUGGCCAAAUGCUCUUACUUGACUUGAAAUGCUUUGAGAAAUAAAGUAUAAUAUUAUAUAUACUUGUAUGUACUCGUAUAUUGAAUAAUAGAAGAAAUACAUUACUAUA